Botrytis byssoidea is the source of this 2805-nucleotide messenger RNA. RefSeq lists its product as uncharacterized. The transcript is spliced from 2 exons. Lineage: Eukaryota; Fungi; Ascomycota; Leotiomycetes; Helotiales; Sclerotiniaceae. Bases 1 to 2805 code for a protein of 934 amino acids. The record is from RefSeq and is a predicted model, not a curated record.
AUGGAUAGUCCCGGUAAAUGGGCUUGUGAUGCAAAUUUCACCAAAUUUGAAGACGUCAAAUCGCCGAAAUGGUCCACUAGAGGAUGGACUUUGCAGGAAUUGGUCCUAAGCAAGAUGGCGUUUUAUGUGAACAAUCUCUGGGAGCCUUUACCCAGAGUUGUAGAAGGUUUGGGACCGUAUUACUACCAUUGUUCUUAUCUUCAACAGCAUAUACCCGAACAAGAUACAAUCAAUGCGCCUAAAGAAGCGAAAUCUUUUCUUUCCAACUUGGAAAAUCUGAAAUCACUCAUGGAUACCAGUGAGAAGAUCUCUUAUUUUGAUUCAACAGAAGACCUAGAAAGAUCAAGAAGAAUCAUAGGUAUUCUUGGCUAUCUUGGAGUACAAUUCCCAGGAGAAAUGAACGACGAUAAUUCAGGCGCCUAUAUUCGGGAUAUAAUAUCUCGUGCAGGGUAUGAUAUUGAAUCACGAAUCAAUAUGGAGACAUCCACCGCUGAGAACCUCCGGAUACUGUUCACAACACUUGGUUUCAAUUUGAAUCGCAAUUCAAUCCGAGCUCAAGUAAGGACUUUGAUCAAACUUCUGAUUAGAAAGUUAGUCGAUGAUUGUUCCCCUGCUAUUGAAGCUGAUCGGAAUAAAGUCUCUGAAUUCACAAAGGUACCUCCACCUGAGUGCUGUCGUGGACUUAGCAGACCAACCCUUCCAGCUCACGAUACCUUGUCAUUAGCAUCAUAUCGAGAAUGUACAGUUCCUAUCGAUAGAGUUUACUCACUUAUGGGAGUUCUCGGUGUAAAGUUUUCAGCAUUCCAUGCAGAAGGUCCAACCAAAGCACUUUGUCGGCUACUUGACGAGGUUGUUAUUACUACUAAUGAUGUCUCAAUCUUCAAUUGGGCCAGGAAAGAUCUUGGAAGCCCGAUUAGAGGACGAUCUCUAUAUCCGUCAAGCCUGACUGCCUUUAGUCCGGAGAAAACGGAGAAUUAUUUCACUUCAAGGAAUGGUGAAUUAGCGGCGGCAUCCAAGGAAAAGAGAUAUAGAUUGCAAGAUACAGCAUCUAAGAUUACUUUACUAUUGCGUCAAACCAUUGAUUUUAUCAGAAGAACAGCCCAUCAGGAUAUUCCGACCGUCUUACUCCAAACUAUUCUCAAAUUUAUUGAGGAUAUUAGCUUGAAGGAACUUAGGCCACAAUUGGGCCACCUUGGAAAACUGGUUGUAUACCUCGAGAACACUUCAACUUUCGAGAAGUACAAACCAAAAGUUGGCUAUAGAACCGAGAAAGAAAAGGCUGAAAAAUCACUUGUUCAUGAAGAAGAGAAGCCAGCAACCCAAAAUGACGGAAACUUUGCUUCGAGGUUUGGGUUUAAAACACCUCAAAGACCUCAAAUGCCACAGAUACCACAGAUGCCGCAGAUGCCACAUAUUUCCGCACCAAAGCUCAGUAUGGGACUUGGGGGAUUUGGAAGAAAGGCGAAGGAACCAUUGAACCCUAUGAAGGAAAGUGUGAAUGCUCCACUCGCCCUUCACGUCGAGCCAGAAAUUUCAGCGGUCGAAUCUUCAACGGAAGAAUCAAAAAGUUUGAUCGAUGAAGUGAAUCAUUGGUUAUCCCAAGAUCAAGAUAUCAACAGCAUUCCAAAAGAAUUCCAACCACUUUUUGAUGAGAUUAAAGCUCCAAAAUUGAAUGGUCCUCCCAUGGGGAAACGUCAAAAGCCACAGAUAACUCGAGAACUUCUAGGUUCUAGUAUGAUAUGUCCAAAUCCAAUCAUGCUUACAACUUCUGGUAUUGAAGGCGUCUUUGAUAUCCAACGGGUCAUAAUCGAGAUGCAAAAUCCCGAACUCCUCCGAUAUCAAGUACAAAGCGCAGUGAACGAUAGUCAAAAGAUAAGCGGACAUUGCACAAUCAGUACUGCACUUUCUAUGAUAAAAGUCAAUUUCACUUGUGAAGCAGGGGCCUUGAAGAAACAAUUGGAUGUUUGUGAUGUGGUUCAGAGAGCACUGUCUGACCAAGAGGAUAAGAGAACAGUUGGUUUAAUGAAUCCUAGACCGGCUCUUACCACAGGACAAGAAAGUGAUAGCUAUUACAAGAAACUAACCUCGCUAUCCUCUGGCUUCAUGGGGAAAGUGCCUGAAAAUGUUGAUCCCACAGAACAAAUUCAGACUGCCCCUACUCCAGAUUCCGCGGCUCAAGUACAAGGCCCAGGCGAGAAUUCAGAGCAACUUCGUGUGGUUCGUAUGUUGGAUUUUGUCCAAGAAAAUGAUAUCAAUCUCAUUGUAGGUGAAUGGGUUCUCGCCAGGUUUACAGGCGUUGAAGGGGCGAAAUGGUUCCUAUGUCAAUUGGAACUGGGGUCGACUCACAGUUACUAUGGACGACGGAUCGCCACAGAUGAAAUUGACUUUGAGAAUGUGGUACCUGAACCUGGACUUGUUGACCAUUGGGAAAGCUAUAUGAGAAAUAAGAAAAACGAACUUUGUCGUAUUGUAAAUGUGUUGGUUCAAGGACGGGUAGCUCGACAGUACGCGGACUCAGUCACCAGCUCGGAUAUCAAACCCGAGAUUGAUGAUGAUUCAGAUCACGAGGGCUCCGAAAAUAAAGAAAAGCUCAAAGACUUUCUUUUCAGGAGAGGGACACUCAUUGGCGCCGAACUUGUACAAACGUUGACCGAUAUCUGGGGUGAAAGAUUGGAUUCAAUGUUGAAUGAUACCAUUCUUCAACAAGUUCCAAAAGGACUUAGAGCUGCGAUUAUGAAUUUGAACGAGAAUGAGGAUUUAUUACCAGCUAUGUUUCUGAGUGGUAUUCAGGUACAUAUGUUUUAA